Saccostrea cuccullata (small rock oyster) is the source of this 1896-nucleotide messenger RNA. Its product is annotated as alkaline phosphatase, tissue-nonspecific isozyme-like. Gene Ontology annotation, molecular function: alkaline phosphatase activity. NCBI's taxonomy places the organism in Eukaryota, Metazoa, Mollusca, Bivalvia, Ostreida, Ostreidae. The transcript is spliced from 11 exons. Bases 322 to 1878 code for a protein of 518 amino acids. Gene Ontology annotation, biological process: dephosphorylation. The record is from RefSeq and is a predicted model, not a curated record.
UGAAUAUUUUUUCUAAAAUCAGAACUAGGGCGGGACUAAAGAAUAAAUUUUGACACGAUGGCGAUGCGUUAUGAAGAGAUGCCAUUUCCCAUCUAUCAAUCACCUGUAAUUGGUGUGAAAACCUCAUCUUGUUCAGGUUUGGAAAUCAUCUUUACUGUCAUGUAUUGAACGAUGGUAGAUAUAAACUGAGAACUGGACAUUUUUCGUUUUCUUCACUUAUGGAUAAUAUUGACUUACGUGCCAUUAUCUGGGUAAAGAGGAUUUUAUGGGUAUAUAGAAGGGGGCCGUAAAUAUUUCUGUACAACCUGAUCCGAAUUGAACAUGAACUACCUCAAAAUUUGUGUUUGCCUACUGUGGCUUCUAUGUUGUAUACGGACGACAAAACAGGAUGCAGAAUUUUGGAAUUCUAUGGCCCAGGAAGACCUUCAGAAACUUCUUCAGAAGCAGUGGAACACUAAUAUCGCUAAGAAUAUCAUCUUAUUCGUGGGAGACGGAAUGGGGAUCCCAACAAUAACUGCGGCGCGGAUCUACAAGGGGCAGCAGCAAAACAAAACAGGGGAGGAAUCAAAACUAGUGUUCGAGGAAUUUCCAGAAAUAGGACUUAUAAAGACAUACAGCGUUAAUGAACAGGUACCAGAUUCAGCUGGCACUGCUACGGCCUUUCUCUGUGGGGUCAAGGCUAAAUCCGGGGUACUAGGACUGGACGACAGGGCAGACGAGGCUAACUGUACAACGUCUGUCGGAAAAGAAGUAGAUUCAAUUUUAAGAAUGUCCAAGAAAAAAGGAAAAUCAGUGGGAAUUGUCACAACUACACGGUUGACACACGCAACCCCAGGAGCAGCUUACGCACAUUCAGCAAGUCGUACGUGGGAGGGGUCGUACGACAUGGAACAGGAAAUGGUGGACCCCCAGUGCACGGACAUCGCAUACCAACUCGUCAUGAACAACUCCGAUAUAAAUGUACUAAUGGGAGGAGGAAGAAGAUUCUUUUUGUCAGAAAACAAAACAGAUCCAGAAUCUAACUUCACGUUUCGCCAUCAAAGAAAAGACCUAGACCUCGUAGAUGAGUGGCUGAGAGUGAAAGAAGAAGAGAAUGCGUCUCACAGUUACGUGUGGAAUAACGCGGGAUUUAACGCCAUUGAUCCUGAAACAACAGAUUACAUGCUUGGUUUAUUUGAGCCGUCCCACAUGCAGUACGAAUUUGAACGUGACCAGGGGCCAUUUGGAGAGCCAUCUUUGGCGGAAAUGACGAGGAAAGCCAUAGAAAUUCUAAGAAAAAACGACAAGGGCUUCUUCCUUCUCGUGGAGGGCGGGCGUAUAGAUCAUGGCCAUCAUGCCACACGGGCCGCCAUUGCUUUAUCAGAGACAGCCAUGUUUGACAGUGCUGUGCAGGUUGCCAAGGAAAUGACCAAUGAUGAGGACACAUUGAUAGUGGUAACGGCAGACCACUCCCACGCCUUCAUGAUUGCUGGAUAUCCCAGCAGAGGGAACGAUAUUCUGGGGACGGUUGAUUCUGCUCCUGGGGAUGAUGGGAUGCCGUACACAACCUUAAACUAUGGAAACGGUCCCGAACAAAGAAGGAAUCUUACGGGGGUCGAUACCACCUCCUUCAGCUUCCAACAGUCCGGAGUGGUUCCGAUGAGCUCUGAGACUCAUGCUGGGGAAGACGUUCCUGUCUACGCUACAGGACCAAUGGCACAUCUUUUAGUGGGAACUCAUGAACAAAAUUACAUAGCGCAUGUGCUAGCCUAUGCUUCCUGUGUCGGCCCAUACCCGGGGCGAUGUGACGUCACUCCUUCUGCCACACAUUCUGGUGCUUCUAAUACUGUGAUCUCAUUUCUCCUUCUGUUUUUGUCGUGUUUUCUCUGUUUCCUUUGAAAUCCAAUUUUAUUCCAA